Molecule: messenger RNA, 1491 nt
Organism: Debaryomyces fabryi
Lineage: Eukaryota; Fungi; Ascomycota; Pichiomycetes; Serinales; Debaryomycetaceae
Gene: ERG1
Product: squalene monooxygenase
Exons: 1
Coding region: 1-1491 (496 amino acids)
Biological process (GO): ergosterol biosynthetic process
Cellular component (GO): membrane; endoplasmic reticulum
Molecular function (GO): squalene monooxygenase activity; flavin adenine dinucleotide binding
Source: RefSeq, a predicted model, not a curated record
AUGAGUGUUAACGACAUUUAUGAUGUUAUUGUGGUUGGAGCUGGUGUUGUAGGUCCUACUAUAGCAACAGCUCUCGCAAGACAAGGCAGGCGAGUUUUGAUCAUUGAAAGAGAUUGGUCUACACCCGACAGAAUCGUAGGAGAAUUAUUACAACCUGGAGGGGUUAAAGCAUUAAAGGAUCUUGGUAUGAUUCAGGCUAUAAACAAUAUUGAAGCUAUUCAUGUUACAGGGUAUUACGUUAAAUAUGGUGGACAAAUAGUUCGAUUAGACUACCCAGAUAAACAGGAUGCAAUGAAAACGAGCCCUGCCAAGCUGGUACCAGACUGUGUCUUUGAUGGUAACGAUAAGAUGAAGAGCGAUUAUACUUUGAGUUCGAAGGACUGGGAAGAAGACGAACGUGUUCGAGGUGUUGCGUUUCACAAUGGAGAAUUUUUGAUGAAUUUGAGAGCGAUGGUUAAAAGUGAACCUAACGUGACAUGGGUUGAAGGCACGGCUACCAAGAUACUUAGAGAUGAAGAAAAUCCUAGUAUAGUUACAGGUGUUUUAGUCAAGCAAAACCUGGAACUUAAGACAUACUCAGCUAAAUUAACUAUAAGUUGCGAUGGAAUAUAUUCAAAAUUUAGAAAAGAACUUUGUGCCGAAAAUGUACCAGUAGUAGGGUCUUAUUUUGUUGGUUUAAAGCUUGUCGAUGCAAAAUUGCCUAUGCCCAACCGUGGACAUGUCAUAUUAGGAUCGCAUGCUCCCAUCUUGAUAUACCAAAUAUCACCACACGAAACAAGAAUAUUGUGUGCUUACAGGUCUACCAAACCACCUUCUCAAACAAACGAUGAAUUGUAUAAUUAUCUUCGUGACGAAGUAUUACCUGCGUUACCCAAAGAAACCCAACCGUCGUUCGAAAAGGCCUUGGAGACAAGAAAAUUUAGAGCGAUGCCUAAUCAGUAUUUACCGGCAGUAAAGCAGGGGAAAGAGACUAAGGGCUUAAUUAUGUUAGGGGAUUCUCUUAAUAUGAGACAUCCUUUGACUGGGGGAGGAAUGACCGUCGGAUUAAAUGACAGUGCGUUACUUGCUAAAUUAUUACAUCCAAGAUACAUAGAGGACUUGGACAACCACGAAAUAUUAACCAAACAAUUAAGUACAUUCCAUAAGAAGCGUAAGAAUCUUGAUGCUGUGCUUAAUACCUUAUCUAUAGCCUUGUACACUUUGUUCGCUGCCGACAAAAAUGCUUUAAUGAUUUUACAAAAAGGCUGUUUCAAAUAUUUUGUUCUCGGAGGUGACUGCGUAUCAGGUCCAAUUGGAUUGUUAUCAGGAAUUUUACCUUUCCCUAUGUUGUUAUUCAACCAUUUCUUCAGUGUGGCCUUCUAUGCAAUUUACUGCAACUUUAUAGACAGAGGCCUUUUAGGAUUUCCUAUUGCCUUAAUUGAAGCAUUCGAUACCAUUUUCACUGCUAUAAUUGUUUUCACGCCUUACUUGUGGAAAGAGUUGGUUUAUUAG